Pteronotus mesoamericanus is the source of this 3466-nucleotide messenger RNA. RefSeq names its product COMM domain containing 5 (gene COMMD5). NCBI's taxonomy places the organism in Eukaryota, Metazoa, Chordata, Mammalia, Chiroptera, Mormoopidae. Gene Ontology annotation, cellular component: nucleus. Bases 180 to 854 code for a protein of 224 amino acids. The transcript is spliced from 2 exons. The record is from RefSeq and is a predicted model, not a curated record.
CCACAGAGGGCCCAGUCCUCCCAGUGUCCUAGAGCUUCCCGGAAGUGUUUGUUGCCUCCGGGCCAGGCCUCGCUUCCGGCUGCCCCUUUGCUCAGGCCUCUCCGCUCCAGAGCGCGCGUUGCAGGCAAUUGCAGUGGGACCUGGCUCUGGGCUGACCGGUCAAAAAGGAGAAAGUAGCAAUGUCUGCUGUGGGGGCUGCAGCUCCAUACCUGCAUCACCCUGGUGACAGUCACAGCGGCCAGGUGAGUUUCCUGGGGGCCCAGCCCCCCCCAGAGGUGGCAGCGAUGCCCCGGCUCUUGGGGGACCUGGACAGGGGCACAUUCAGGAAGUUGCUGAAGCUGGUGGUCAGCGGCCUGCAGGGGGAAGACUGCCGUGAGGCUGUGCAGCGCCUCGGGGCUGGUGCACACCUGUCGGAGGAGCGGCUGGGCGCCCUGCUUGCUGGCACCCACACGCUGCUCCAGCAGGCCCUCCGGCUGCCCCCAGCCAGCCUGAAGCCUGACGCUUUCAAGGACCAGCUCCAGGAGCUCUCCAUCCCGCCAGACCUGGUCGUGGACUUGGCCAGUGUGGUAUUUGGGAGCCAGCGGCCUCUCCUUGACUCUGUGGCCAGGCUGCAAGGGGCCUGGCUGCCCCAUGUUGCCUCCUUUCGUUGGAGGGUAGAUGUGGCGAUCUCCACCAGUGCCCUGGCCCGCUCCUUGCAGCCAAGCAUCCUGAUGCAGCUGACGCUUUCGGAUGGGUCAGCACACCGCUUUGAAGUCCCCACAGCCAAGUUCCAGGAGCUGCGGUAUAGCGUGGCCCUGAUGCUGAAGGAGACGGCCGACCUGGAGAAGAGGUGCGAGCACAAGCUACAGGACUGACCUGCGCUCCCACUCGCUCCGGUCGCCUGGGGCCGGCCGCUCGGACAUCUCCAGAGCGAAGCCCACUCUGCCCAGGAGGCCCUCUUCAGAGAGAGAGUGGAACUGCGGCCAUGCCAUUCUGUUCGAUGAAAAAAGACAGCAGUUUUUCUCCUUCAUUUGGAAGUAGAGCAACUAUAAAAUCCUAUCUUCCCAGCUGGUGUCACCCUGCACACCUCUCCCCUGGCCAUUGGUGUUGUUGCUGGGUGAGGGUGUCCACUGCUCCGGGGCGGCCACGUGGUCUGGUCAGUCUGGGGUCCAAGCCAAUGCCUUGGUGCAGAUGCCGAGUUCCUCUCCAUGCGGCAUCUGACCGCGCUGCUCAUUUGCUUCUGUGAACCGUGUGUUUCAGUGUGGACACAUCUUCUAUCUGAAAUCCUUGACCUCAUGGAGCCCACAUUGUAGUGGGGAGGGGGAAGACGUUACAGAGCACGUGACAAGUCAGUGGUGUAGCUUGUUAGUGAUGGUAAGUGAAGCAGAAGAUAGAUCAGUGGCCAGGGGAUGGGGGGCAGGGCCAUGGGAAAACCGUGCUGUCAUUCCAUAUUGGGUCAUAGGCCAGGCCUCCUAGGAGACCUGGUAUGUGAGCAAGGACUUGAAAGAGGUGAGGGAGGAGAGUGGUCUGAGGCCACCUCUGAGCAGAGGGCAAGUGAGGUGGAGGAGAGUGAGGGGUACUGAGGGCAGGCCCCACCCUAGCAGCUGUUUCAGGAAGGUUGCACUGGGUGCUGUGUUGAGAGCAGGAAGAGAGCAGAGGUCUCUCCCGGCACCUUGGAGGUGGGUGUGUUAGGCAGUUUGGGCUGCUGGCCCCAGAGUGAGGACACACAUCUAGGGUUGAAAGCCACUGCGACUUGGGGGUUCCUGGUGUGCAAAAUCACCGCAGUCGUCUACCCAGUGCAGCCAGGCACGGGGGCCUGGGGUCCGAGUCUGGCCUGUGUGCCCCAGGAGGGUGCUCCAGGCUCCACUGCCACAGAGGACCUUGUGCCUGGGACGUGGUGGUCCUACUGGGGACCUGGCCCACAACCCAGGCAUGUGCCCGAGACUUGUAUCAAACCAGCAGCCCUUUGGUUCGCAGGCCAGUGCUCGAUCCCGAGCCACAGCAGCCAGGACAGGACUCCGUGGUUCUAAAGCAUGCACCUGGUGGCAGGGGGGAGAGGUGCCUUCUGGGCCACACGGGUGUUAGGCGCCUGCUGGAGGAGGGCAGAGCUGUCACUCGGAGCCCGGUGUGAGCCCCUCGGCAGCCCCUGCAGCAGGGAGGUGGGCAGGCAGGCUCGGAGCCGCAGGCAUCGGGUGGUGCACCAGGACUUGCCCGCCCUUUCUCUGCCCCUCAGCCCAGAGACCCCUUGUGUGUGCCCAGGCAGGGUUGCCCGUGGCUGUGUUGGUGUCUGCUCUGGACAGCCACUCUCAGGGCCCCUGGAGGGUCUGAGGAGGGUCAGCAGACUCUUGGGGAGGGGUUGGGUGUGGGCCCCUGGGAGACACAUCUGGGCACGUGCCACCUGCUCUCAUCUCCACACUCGCCAGGUUCCGGGUGAAGGGUGUGCGGGGCAUAGUGCUCUGCUAACCGGCCAGCGGCCGCCACUCCUCUGCCCACGAGAGGGCGCUGUUCCUCCUGUCACCUGGUCAGGAACAGCCCCUCAGGACGUGGUGGCCCUGGCUGUGCUACCCACAGCAACUCCCGGGCAUUCCUUCCCUCUGAAGCAACCGAGCAGCCUGGAGCAGCACAGGCCUGCACUUCGUCCUGGGAUGGGCUCUUCCCUUUCUCAUACUGGAAGUUGAGAAAGACCCUUUCAGCUGCAGGGCACAGGUUUGCAGGCCAGCAGGGUGGGCCUCCUCGUCCAUGUGCUCUAGCUCUGGGCAUGGAGGACAUUUUUACGAAGGGCCAGUGAAUACUUCAAUGUUCCAGAUCGCGACGAUUCUGUAAGCUCUGACACCACAGUCUGAAAGCAGACCGUGUUAACAAGCAGGCAUGAUUAUGUUCCAAAAAAAUUUUUUUCACAGGUGUGAAAUUUUCAUUUCCUGCAUUACAAAGUACUUGUUUGCAACCGUUGAAAAACCAUUCUUGUCCCUGGCCAGCUAGCUUAGUUGGUUAGAACACCCUGAUAAACCAAGGUUGUGGGGUCAGUGCCUGGUCAGAGUGCCUACAAGAAUCAACCAAAGAAUGCAUUAAAAAGUGGAACCACUACCUGGCGUUUCCCUCUUCCUCUCUAGUUACUGGCACUUUUUAAAAUCCACCACACAAUUUUUUUUUUUUUUUAAGAUACUUAUUUAGAGAAAUAGGAAGAGAGGGAAACACUGAUAUGCAAGAGCUACUCUCUCAUGCCCCAGCUGGGGUUUGAUGCCCUGACUGGGAAUCAAACCAGUGACCUUUUGGGUCACAGGCUGGCACUCAGUCCACUGAGCCACACCAUCCAGGGCCCGAGGACAUGUUUAUUGCUUUUAUAAAGGAAGGGAAAGAGAACAUUGAUUGGUUGCCUCCAGUAUGUGUCCCAACCAAGGAUAGAACCUGCAGCUUAGAUAUAUACCCUGGCUGGGGUCAAACCCAGAAACUUUUGGUGUAUGGAACAACGCUCAAACCAACUGAACCA